AUUUUUUUACUUUUCUCUUGCUCACUAAUCAAGAAUAAAUUAGUUAUGCCAGACAGCAUAGUUAGACAUGACUUGAUGAUUUCGAAGUCUGCCAAUUGUAUAAAAUUCUACCUCUCAUAGACAUACAAAAAAAAAAUUAUGUAGAUAUAAACAUAUGGUCACCGGCGCCAUUUUGGUGUGCUGCAUAGGUUGACCUGAUUGGGGAAUCAUGAUGUCUGAUAUGUGGAAGAAAAAGUAGUAUGUUGAGAAAAUUAAAGAGUUGGAUGUGGAAGAAGUGUGUAUGAAGGCAGGCUGCGAAGAAGAAAAAUGAUGUAACUGGCUCAGAGAGGAUGUAAGUUUGAAGAAAAAAACAGGGAGAAGAAGAAGAAAGAGUAUAGCUAAGACCAGAACUUUUCAGUGUUAACUAAAUGCUCCCUCCAGAGAGCAUUUCUGGACCGACUAUUCACGGGGAGCUGACGCAGAAGUUAAAGGUGUUAAUGGAAAUAAAUUAACUUGAUUGUAGUAAUGGGGUAGUUUUUAUUUAAGUGAUGCAGCCGUGGCUUGGUUAGACAAGACUUGUUAGUUACAGAAGCCUAUAGCUAGCCUCUUAUUCUGAGGAAGAUCUUUUUGUCCCUUGGAUCAUGACCUCGGUAGAUCUAUAAGUCUUCUCGAUUUCUUUUUAACUUGAGUAAAUAAUUAGAGUUCUUCUAGCAGUAACUUCAAACAGCUGUAGCUUGGUUUCUGUUCUUGUGGCAUGGCUUGCACCCAUGGUUUACACCACAAUAGCAUUUUAUUACUCAGUUUUUUUGGGUCUUUUGCUGAGUGUAUCAGGGUUUUAGUAGAUGUCUAUGAUUAGUGUAAGAGAAUGUUCCAAUUCAUGGAAACACGACGUCUUCCUGAGCUUCAGAGGUUUGGACACUCGCUCCAAUUUCACAGGCCAUUUGUAUAGCGCUUUAUGUCAACAAGGCAUUAACACCUUCAUGGAUGAUGAUGAGCUCAGAAGAGGAGAAGAAAUAUCAAGCACGCUUCUCACAGCAAUUGAAGAUUCAAAGAUUUCUGUGGUUGUGUUCUCUAAAAACUAUGCCUCCUCAAAGUGGUGCUUGGAGGAACUUGUUAAGAUUCUUGACUGCAAGAAAUCAGAACAACUGGUCAUACCAGUUUUUUACAAGGUGAAUCCAUCAGAUGUACGGAAUCAUAGAGGUAGUUUCGGGGAUGCACUGGCUAACGUGGAGUGUAAAUAUAAAGAUAAUAUGGAGAAGGUCAACAGAUGGAGGGAAGCUCUUUCACAAGCAGCAAAUUUGUCAGGGUUCACUCUCUUGGACGAGAAUCAAUCUGAAUAUAAAUUUAUCCAAAACAUCAUUGAAGAGAUUUCAAAACACGUAUUAAACAGUGCGUGUUUGGAAGUGGCUGAGCAUCCAGUUGGAAUGCAAGCUCAAGUACAAGGUAUGAAUAAGCUAUUAGAUUUGGGGGGAAAUGAUGUUCGCAUGGUAGGGGUAUGGGGAACUGGUGGAAUUGGUAAGACAACAAUUGCUAAAGCUGUUUAUAAUUCAAUUGCCCACAAAUUUGAAGGUUGUUGUUUUCUGGCAAACGUUAGAGAAUGUUCAACGUCGCAUGGAGGCUUAGCCAAACUGCAAAAGACUCUUCUUUUUGAGAUUCUAAGGGGGAAAAAAUUGAAGGUGACCAAUGUUGAUAAAGGAGUCACCUUGAUAAAGGAAUGGUUGAGGCGUAGAAAGGUUCUCUUGGUUCUUGACGACGUGGAUGACAUGGAACAGUUACACAAGUUAGUUGGGGCAUGUGAUUGGUUUGGUGUAGGCAGUAGAAUUAUUAUAACAACAAGGGAUAAGCAACUGUUAACUGCUCAUGAUGUUAAUUUAAUACACGAGGUCAAGAUUUUACAUGAUCCUGAAGCUCUUGAGCUCUUGAGUUGGUAUGCCUUCAAAAGAAGUGAGCCUCCUUUGGGUGAUUAUGUAAAACUUGCAGAACGUGCAAUGCGCUAUGCUCAAGGCCUUCCUUUGGCUUUGAAAGUUCUAGGUUCUCAUCUAUAUGGUGGAAGUAUACAUAAAUGGCAAGCUGCAUUGGAUGGUUUCCAAGGCACAGAAAUUCAAGAAGUUCUCAAAAUAAGUUACAAUGCCUUGGAUGAUAGAGUGAAGAAGGUUUUCCUUGACAUCACAUGUUUCUUUAAGGGUACAAGUAGAAACUAUGUGACAGAAGCUUGUGAGCUAAACACUAGAUAUGGCAUUGAUGUACUCAUAGAAAAGGCCCUCAUAAGUGUUGAAGGAAGUUAUAUUCAGAUGCAUGACUUACUAGAAAAGAUGGGUAAGGACAUAAUCGAGCAGGAGUCGCCCACUGAACCCGGAGAACGUAGCAGAUUGUGGUUUCAUGAAGAUGUCGAGCAUGUUCUGACUAAUAACACAGGAACAAAUAAGAUCACAGGCAUCGUGUUAAAUUUCCCCAAACAAGAUAAUGAGAUAUUCUUGGAUGUUGGCACAAGCUUCUCGAAGAUGAAAAAUCUUAAAAUUCUCAUAAACUACAACGUAUGCCUUUCUGGAGACGCUAGUUCUAUCCCAAACAAUUUGAGAGUACUUGAUUGGCAUGGAUGUCCGUUCCAAUCUUUUCCAGCCAACUUUCGUCCAAAGGCACUAUUUGUGCUCAAUCUACCUUACAGCCGCAUCAAACAACUAGGGGAGGGGUUGAAGGUUUUGAGAAAGUUGACAUCUCUGAAUUUCGAGGAAUCUCAAUUCCUAAUUGAAAUCCCCGACCUAUCUAGCAGCCCAAACUUAAGAUACUGCCGUGAACUUACGAAAUUUCCAAAUAAAGUUAGGUUGAAAUCUCUGAAUUUUUUUGGUCUUUACGGUUGCAUAAAGUUGGAGAGUUUCCCAGAACUUGUAGACAAAAUGAAAUCCUUAAAUGAAUUGUUCCUUGGGAGAACUGCUAUAAAAGAGUUGCCUGCAUCAAUUGGACAUCUCAUUGGGCUGGAAAAAUUGGACAUCUCAUCUGUAAGUGUUAUAGAAAAGUUUAUGGCACCAGCUAGACAUCUCAUUUGGCUGAAAGAAUUGGGCUUAUUUGGAAGUGCUAUAAAAGAGUUGCCUUCAUCAAUUGGAAAUCUCACUACCCUGAAACAAUUAUGGUUAGGUGGAACUGCUAUACAGGAGUUGCCUUCAUCAAUUGGAAAUCUCACUACCCUGAAACAAUUAUGGUUAGGUGGAACUGCUAUACAAGAGUUGCCUUCAUCAAUUGGAAAUCUCACUGCGCUUGAAAUAUUAUAUUUAAAAGGAUGUGAAAACCUUGCAAAUCUGCCACAAAGUAUUUAUGGGUUGCAAAGUCUCGAGUCUAUUUUUCUCGAUCUAUGCCCAAAACUUGUCACACUUCCAAAUAACUUGAUCUCUGAAGUUUUAUCAAGUGCAGAAUCACUUCCUUUGGAGAGUGCAAUGUAUCAGACAUUGAUUCCUUGGAGAAUUUUUGUUGCUGGUCCCACAUAA
Messenger RNA from Prunus persica (peach), 3458 nucleotides. RefSeq names its product TMV resistance protein N. Gene Ontology annotation, molecular function: ADP binding. Gene Ontology annotation, biological process: defense response; signal transduction. Lineage: Eukaryota; Viridiplantae; Streptophyta; Magnoliopsida; Rosales; Rosaceae. Bases 822 to 3458 code for a protein of 878 amino acids. The record is from RefSeq and is a predicted model, not a curated record. The transcript is spliced from 7 exons.